GAAAAAUCAUCAGUCUUCACCAAAAUGGCGUCGAAGAAUCAGCGAUGGCUAGUUGAUUCCGGUAUUCUACGUAAAAAAAAUGUGGAGGAGGAGCCCCAGGAGCUUCUAGUCUUCGGAUACAGCUGCAAAUUAUUUCGAGACGAUGAGAAGGCGAAAAUGAUUGAUCAGGGGAAGCAUUUGAUACCGUGGAUGGGCGAUAACACGUUGAAGAUAGACAGAUACGAUGGACGUGGGGCACUGGGGGACCUGAGGGUGCACGAGCCGCCGUCUGGUGGUUUUGAUCAGAGGACAGUACUUACUGAGGAUGAACUCAAGGUUGAACAACUGUGUGAUGAAGAACGUUAUCGAUCGUUAUACAACAAUGAUGCUGAGGAGUCCAUGUAUCACGAGGAAGAAAUGAAAAGAUUACAUCAAGCACUCGGUAGUGAACACACUUAUGGCCAAGUUGCUUACAAUUACGAUGAUCAAGAUAGUCAAACAGCGAUUGGUGAAGAUUCUCAGAGUCCAAAACCAUCAGACGGUUCCCAGGAGGACGAUCAGGCAUUCGUAUUGCCCCCAGAACUUGAGGUUCCAGAGGGUACAGUUUUGCCAGAAACUCAGAAGCUUGAUGCAAUCAUCACAAAGACUGCGUUAUUCAUUAGUCGUCAAGGAAGUCAAAUGGAAAUCCUUAUUAAAGCCAAACAAGCAAAUAAUCCACAGUUUUCGUUUCUCUCCAUCGAUGGGCCUCUUCAUCCUUAUUACAAAAUAGUUUUAGAAGCUAUAAAAUCAGGGAAAUUCAAUCCAGAAAAACCUCUGGAUAAAGAGGAAUCAACUUCUGAAGCCUCAGACGAUGACGAAGAAGGUUAUCUUCACCCAAGUCUUGCAUCGUCUCUCUCUAAAGUUGAAGCGGCUCCUAGUAUACCGAGUAUACAGUACAAACCCUCAGCGGACUGUGCGUACUCGAUGCUGGUGAAUAAAAUAACCGGUAAACCACCACCAUCGCGGACUCAGCAUCCUCCACCCCCACCUGAUGUGCCUGUUCAGCAGAUGCCACCUCUUGGGUAUUAUCCACCAAUGCCAAUGCAGGCGUAUGCACCAUAUCCACUAGCUCCUCAACAAUACUCCCACGGUCCUGUGAUCUAUGGACUGAAUGGUCAAGUUCAAUCACCACCGCAUGUAUCAACACCUCCAACUCAGCUCACAGAAAGCCUUCCCACCGCCAAGGAUACCCCAGCUCCUUUGGUUCCUUACGGCACAACUCCUCCAAAGCCUCUGAGUCGUCCCUCUUUUAUCGUGCCACCUGCUGAUAUCCAAAUAAUAAUCGACAAGAUGGCAAGUUACGUUGCCAAAAAUGGCCGAGACUUCGAGGCCAUCGUGAAAGCCAAAGGAGAUCCUCGAUUCAACUUCCUCGAGCUGUCCCACCAGUAUCACGGAUAUUACGCCCACAAAUUAACAAUUUACGAGGGCGCUAUCAAUCCGAAAGUUUUAACAGAGGAGGAGCUUCUCCGCAAACAAGAGACUCAGGAAGAGAAGCAGAAAAAACUAGAGGAACUGCAGAAAAAACAACAGAGGAUGGAGGAGGUUCAGAAGCGAGUGAAGAUGAUACAAGCGAAGAAGAAAGGGGACAAGCAAAUUACAACAGUUUCAUUUUCGAUAAAGAAACCGAAGGAGGGAGAGACGAUUGUUAUCGAGAAGCGCAGUGCUUUACCUAUGGAGGAGAGUGAUGAUGAAGGGGAUGAUGAGAAGGGAGAGAAAGAGGAAGAGUUGAAAUCUGCAACCCCUGAGCCACCGGAGCCACCGAGAAUCAGCGAAUCUUUACGCAAAAAUUCUGAAGAGAAGGAACUCGUUGAUUUGACCGAUGACAUUCUCGAGGAUUGUCAGAAUCAGAUAAGGCUUAGGCAGGCUGAAGAUAAAAUCAAAGAUAAACUAGCAGCUGCAGCUAGAGAUAAACUUGCUGCUACUUCUAGGGAACGAUUGUUACAGAUUGAGAGAAGGAAAAAGGCUGCCAUGUUUCUCAGUACAAUUCAAGCUUCUAGUGUUCCUAAACCAGUUGUUGAGAAAAUUGAUGAUGAUUCAGAUGAGGUUCACUCCAUUCCAUCGCCCACUCUUGAAGAUUCAACGAGUAAGAAAGGAAAUUCACUGAUGAGCAGACUAAAGAGUGCUGAUCUUGGAAUUAAUUCCACUAAGGUCAGGUCUAAAUCGCGGAGUAAGAGUAGGAGCAGGAGUAGAAGUCAGAGCAGGAGUAGAAGCAGCAGACAUCGAUAUCAUAGAAAACAUAAAAAGAAGAAGAGUUCGCAUAAGAGUUAUGACAGUCCAAGUUCAUCAAGGUCCCAGCACUCAAAGCGUUCGAAAAAAUCAUCGACUCGUCACAGAACUCGUUCUAGAUCGCCCUCAAGACGCUAUCAGGGACAUCGAACUCGCAGUGAUUCGAGUGCCUCAUCCUCCCUCUCUUCUUGAGCUGCAAAUCCCCUAAUACCUCAAAAAAUUGUGUAAAAGUGUAAAUAAUCACUAAUUCUUUAAAUUAAGACAAUUUACUACGAUGGAUUCUCAGCAAAUAAACGAAAUGAAGAAUUAACUGCAA
Fopius arisanus is the source of this 2560-nucleotide messenger RNA. It is a transcript of the gene su(w[a]), whose product is annotated as suppressor of white-apricot. The record is from RefSeq and is a predicted model, not a curated record. The transcript is spliced from 8 exons. Gene Ontology annotation, biological process: RNA processing; mRNA 5'-splice site recognition. Lineage: Eukaryota; Metazoa; Arthropoda; Insecta; Hymenoptera; Braconidae. Bases 25 to 2436 code for a protein of 803 amino acids. Gene Ontology annotation, molecular function: RNA binding.